This is a messenger RNA of Phaedon cochleariae (mustard beetle), 1048 nucleotides long. The record is from the annotation of a GenBank genome assembly. Lineage: Eukaryota; Metazoa; Arthropoda; Insecta; Coleoptera; Chrysomelidae.
CAUUUUUAAAGCUUUCUGAAAUAGGUCUGUGAAUUAAUAUGUGAAGUGAAUAACUAACUUAACCAUUGUAACAUUCUCAGAGACCGUGAUAUGGACAAAGGGAAGAAGUCGCCGGUCCCCUCCAAACAGGCCCAACCGCCAGGCUCCCCGAAGAAACUCAGCAUGCGCGGCGGUGCCAUCGUCAUCAGGGGUGUCACGCUUUUCCUAGCAGCUGGCAAAAGUCACAGGGCCUCGCCGAACCCAGCCGGCAAGGGUGGCAAAGGUAAAGGAAGGAAGAAGAUGUCCGAUAAAGACGCGUGCAAGUGUUCGCCGAAAGUUAUGGAGGCUGCCAGAAGGGAUACCCUAUUGGACAGGAAAGAAAUCGAAGCUCUCUACAAAAUCUACAAGAAGUUGAUUACCUUCAGUAAAACCAAGAAGACAGAAAAUGUCAAGAAGAGUUCUUCAGCAACAAUAAUUGGGAAACAAACAACUGUUUCAGAAGGUAUCGACAGGAUAGUAUUCACCGAGGUCCUUCAUAAUACUUUCGAUAUAAUCACAGAAAAUACGCUGAUGGAUAGAAUUUUUUGUGUCUGGGAUAACAACAACUGUGGUCUCAUCACGAUAGAAAAUUGGUUUCGUGGGAUGUCAUUAUUUCUAAAAGGCAGUGUAGCAGAUCAGAUUGAAUACUGUUUUGCAGUGUAUGAUCUCAAUUCUGAUGGUUUCAUCACCAAGGAUGAAAUGUUUCAACUCUUGAGGAACUCCUUGAUCAAACAUCCACAAGAAGAAGAUCCAGAUGAAAAUGUGAAGGAUCUUGUUGAUAUAGUAAUGAAAAAAAUUGACAAAGAUAAGGAUGGAAAGGUGUCCCUAAGAGAUUUUCAAGUCACCGUAGAGGAAGAACCAUUACUUCUUGAAGCAUUCGGGAAGUGCCUACCUACACAAGAAUCUAAAAUAACUUUUCUGACUACCCUGAAGUCGUAAUAAAAUUUGAAUUUUAUCUGUCCUAUAACUUUGAAAUAAUAAGUGCUUGUACAUCAGGAGUGGAAAUUUAUGGGAAUAUAUAGCAAUUUCA